Messenger RNA from Myzus persicae (green peach aphid), 2501 nucleotides. Its product is annotated as plexin-A3-like. The transcript is spliced from 3 exons. The record is from RefSeq and is a predicted model, not a curated record. Gene Ontology annotation, biological process: semaphorin-plexin signaling pathway. Lineage: Eukaryota; Metazoa; Arthropoda; Insecta; Hemiptera; Aphididae. Gene Ontology annotation, molecular function: semaphorin receptor activity. Bases 289 to 2418 code for a protein of 709 amino acids.
CAUAGUAUAAUAGUCUACAGCCUAUUUGUGAAACAGUUGUACUUGGUUUAUAGUCAGCAUAACAUACUCAAAUAUUUUGUUCUUGAAUUAUUUAGUUUUGAUUAGUAAAAGUUUUAUAGAAUGUCAUGAACUUAUUACAUUGAUUUAAAAUUAUUCCCGUAUCAACUUUAAAUUAAAUACUAUUUUAAUAUAAUGUGUUUUUGAGUUCAUAAUUUCGAUGAGACUGGAGUAACUGAGCAGAACAAUAUAUUAUCAUAAUAUCCAAGAGUCGUAGAAAAUCGAAAAAAUAUGGUUAAUCAUGGGCGUCAAAGAAGCUAUUACGAACGUUAUUUUAUUCAUAGAAUUAUUAUCACGAUGGUAUUUGUAUCUCUAUCACAUGCAACGUCAUCGAAAUUGGAGAAUAAUUCAACGGUUUGCUCGGAAUUCUUAUCAUGCCUGAAAUGUGCGAAACAUGCCUCUUGCAGUUGGUCUUUAGACAUUCAGACAUGUAUAAUGACACCUUCAAGUUUAGGCAAUUUAACAGUGAAUAUUGAAGGACACUGUCCCCAGUUCUCCAUACUGAAAAAUUCCGUCCUAAGGGAUGAGUUAUUUUCGUACACUGUGGCGGUGUCGAACGACAAGAACAAUUUCGUAAAAUUUCUACAGGGGCAUAAAAUCACGUGCAACCUAGAAGAAGAGGAACUUGAGGGAUAUAUUUUAAACGAAGAGAUCAAAUGCAACACGAAAAAACUAACGGCGCAGAGGGACAAGCGAUUCAAAGCUUUGAUGAUUUACCAUUAUCACAUUACGAUCGACGACAACAUAAUACUAAGAUUCAACAACGAUUCCGACAAUUAUUUUAUGUAUUACGAUCACGAGUGCAAUAGGUCAUGGAGGGACGAGGAGUGCGUGACGUGCAUGUGGAGCGGAUACGGGUACAAGAACUAUUUCAAACGGUGUUCGACAGAAAACCGGUGCGUGGGCCAGUACGAGUAUUACGGCAAGUGGCGCUUGAAUAACUACACAGCGGUGACGACUGGCGAUGUGGGCAUCGACGGUGGCGUGCGUCUGGAGUGUCCGGAAGCCGAGAUCCGGUCCGUGGAGCCGAUGACGGCACCGUGGCUGGGCGGCACGACGGUGAGGUUCUCGGUCGUUAACCACCACAUCCUGGCCGAGGGAAAUGAAGUGGCAGUGACGGUGGCGGGGCGCGAGUGCUCGGAACCCAAAACCAGGAGGAUGGCUAGCGGUGCCGUGACGUCCAUCUCCUGCACCAUGAUGCCGGCGGCAAACACAGACCGCCGCCGCAACCACGAAGGCCCAAUUCGGUUGCUGUACACCGGUGACCUGCCAAAGGUGAGCAUCACGUCGGCGCUCGUCAUCGGACUGGUGGAUCCGGUGAUCACGGACAUGAGCCCGAGGUGCGGGCCCGCAACCGGCGGCACCAUGUUGCGUAUCGGCGGCCGGUUCCUGAACGCGGGCACCACGUUGCGGGUGUCGGUGGGUGACUACGCGACGUGCGACCCGGUGGCCAUAUACUCGGACCUCAUACUGUGCCGGACGAACCCGGCCUCAGUUGACGGACCCACGGCGGCCAGGGUCAACGUGGUGUUCGACGGCCAGCUGAGCAAAUACGUCGGCGACGGGUCGGUGGUGUUUACGUACGCGGCCGUGCCGGCGCUGGACCCCGGCCAAUCACUGCAAGGCAUCGCGUCAGGCGGCACCGCCGUCCAGUUGCGUGGCCGACACUUCUCGUGUCUGCGGUACGCCAUGUUCUACGUCAGACAUGGCGAACGGGUGCACUACACCAGUUGCAGGUUGGUCAACGAUACGCUAGCCGUGUGCAGAGCGCCAAAGCUAGAGUACGGACGCGGCAGUGCGGUCAUGUCGUUGAAGUACGGACUGCGAGUGCAGGACCCCGAGUACCGCGAGAUGGACCUGUUGCCCCCACGGGACCCGCACGGCUACAGCUUGCACGCCGACCCGGUGUUCGUGGACUUCGUGACGGAUGGCCGCACAUUGACGAUCAACGGCCGCGACCUGGACCGUGGCUACCGGCCGCAGGACGACCUGACAGUCCGGUUCCGCGGUUCCGGUGGCAUGUGCGACGUGACGUCCACGGACCACCGACGAAUCGUGUGCGUACCCUCCACCAAUGGGUCCGUGACCGACUUGGGAACUGUGAUCGGCGUGAUCGUCACCAUCGGCGACACGUUUGCGUGCGUGGUGAAGCGCAAGGCGGACGGACGGAGCCGCGGCCUCGGCGGGGGCCCACCAUACGGCGUGGUCACCGGCGUCAAGAUUGUCUGUCUGGUCGCCAUCGCCAUGGCAUGCAUCGCCGUCUACCGCACCAAAGCCAGACACCGCGUCGGCGCCACGGCGUCGGCUGCGUCGGCCGCAUGCACCAACCCCACUACCGCGGUCGGAUAUCGCAACAAGUGAUCGUGGCUGAAUGGAGGACGACGGUGCUAUACCCGAUAAAUAUAAUAUUAUUAUUAAUUUGUAAGUACGUGUAUUAUUUAAUU